AACCUCCGCUGCAGGAGACCCUAAAGCCUGGGCCUCUCGGGGAGCUGACCAGAACAAGGAGGGACCUGAGUACUCUACUUACCAGGGGCCCCUCCUGGCCUCUGCAACUGUUGGAGAGAACCCAGCACGCUUCUUUCUCUUUAGUCCCCAGCCCUACCCCUCUAUACCUGUUAAGGGGCAGCCCAAGACGCCCCCCCCCCCCGAGUCUCUGGUAGUGAUGGCCACUGUCCCCAUGUCCUUGAGGGUGGGAGCAUUCCAAGAAUCAAGCACUUUGGAAAACAGAAGACUUCCGCUUGAGGCCCAACUCUUGUGUUUUUUGUCUUGUGUUUUGAGUCAGGGUCUCACUGUGUAGUUUAGGCUGGUCUUGAACUUACUGUAUAGCCCAGGCUGGCCUCAAACUCAUGGUGAUCCUGCUUCAGCCUCUUAAGUGCUAGGAUUGUAGUCAUACAACACUAUGUUUGUCUGCUUGAACCAAACUUUGUCCCUUGAGUCCUGUGGCAUGAGCAAGUGUCCAUAGCAGUCUUGAGGUAGGGACCCAGAUGUCCACCACCAGCAGAUUAGACAUAUGAACUACAGUAAGUGCAAGCAGCUUUCAGGGACAAGGAAGGUGCUGUGACCCCCACUCUGAAGUCCCAGGGCCCUAGAGCUGCCUUUGGCCUUGGGGGGCCUCAAACGUCUGGGAGUCAGAGCACCUGUCAGGAUGGGUGCCUGGCAGACCUAUGUAGGAAGCAUCAACCAGGCCAGCAAAACCACAGGGCACAGGCGGGACCAGGUCUUCAACGCAUGUCCUGUGUCAGGACCUGUCACAAGUCAGAAACACCUGGGUGCUGAGUGGUCUCCACUGUACUGUGAGGGUCCUUUAGAGUCGCGGCCUGAUGUCAUGCAGGGUGAGGGGCAUCCUGUCAGCUACAGCCCCAGGCACAGGACUGGCACAGAGAAGCCGGACAGCUUGGCCCUGGCCCUGGUUGCUCAGACACCUCUUUUCACCCCUUGGCUUUCUCUGCCCCACCUCUUUCUCUAAAAAUCUCAAGUCCCCUCCCCUAAGGGGAGCAGCCAUCCAGGGUCAGUCCAGCCCUCCUAAUGAGCUCCCAGAAGGGGUCCAGGGCGCCCCAAGCCAGCAGGACAAUUCCAGUGGGCACCCAGAGAGGGGGAAGGUGGGAUGGGAGGAGGGGCUGGGCACGGCAGAGAUGGCCACUGGAUGCUGGAUGCUGAGGCCUGGAGGGUGAGUGUAAGGGCGGCUUUUGCCUUUGCAUCACUGAGGGCUGGAAGGGUUUCAUUUGCCAAAGAGCUUCCCAGGCUUCUCAGGAGUGGGUGAAGAGAAGGGCUAGAGUCUGGAGACUGAGGGGUGAAUGGAUUUAUCCCACCACUCCCUCCCUUGAUGCAGAAGUCCUUAAAAGCCCCAAGGAACACCUGUGGGUUGCCCCCAGGAAGCCACAUUGGUGGGUGUGUAUGUGUGUGUACAGAGGGCCGGAGGUGGCUAGGAGGCGGGUCUGGGCGGAGCCAAGCGGUCAGACACUAAACCUCCAGGGGCACUGGGCCUAAGUGCCAUGGGGCUGCGGGCAGCCCUGUAUGGGCUCGUGCUGCUCAGCGUGCUCAGCCUUGGUUGCUGUCUUACCGAGGGCCCCUGUGGCCCAGGCCGCUUCCUGAACGGGACAGGGAUCAACUCAAGGUGCUGCAGCCUGCAUGCUCUGGGCAAGGCCCACACUACAAGGGAUUGUGAGUGUAUCCAGCCGGAGUAUCAUUGCGCUGACCCUGAGUGUGGGACCUGCAAAUACCACCCUUGCCCACCAGGCACGGAGGUGCAGCCUGAAGGGAAGCUCAAAUAUGGCUUCACGUGUGUCAGCUGUGCUGCAGGGACCUUCUCUCAGGACCGUCAGGGCCGCUGCAAACCUUGGGCAGACUGUGGCCAGUUUGGGUUUCUCACUAUGUUCCCUGGAAACAAGACUCACAACGCAGUGUGCCUCCCAGGGCCACUGCCUAUGGAGCUCCACAGCCAGCUGACCACCAUCCUCCUUGCUGUGGCCUCCUGCAUCCUUGUCCUGACUACUGUCCAGCUGGGCUUGCACAUCUGGAAACUGAGGCAGCAGCCCAUGUGGCCCCAAGAGACCCAGCCUCUCCUGGAGGUGCCACCACCACCUACUGAGGACACCUCCAGCUGCCAGUUCCCUGAGGAGGAGCGGGGGGAGCAGCUGGAAGAGAAGGGCCGGCGAGGGGAACAGUGGGUGUGAGACCUGGUCAUCCCCAGGAGCAGCUUCACCUGAUCUGGACCCUCUGGAGCCUGGUGCUGCUCCCUGGGAUGGUGGAAAUGGGUGGACGAUGGGGCUGAGACAUCAGCUACAUAGAAGAGGGGUGGCCAUGGUGGAGCUCUGUGGCAGGGACAGUGCCACAGCUGCCUCCUCCCUCUAUAGGGUGGCCCUCUGGGCUACAGUGUCUAUGGCCAGACCUGGCCACAGCCUUGUUCUCAAUAAACACUUGUGCAGUGA
Cavia porcellus (domestic guinea pig) is the source of this 2483-nucleotide messenger RNA. RefSeq names its product TNF receptor superfamily member 18 (gene Tnfrsf18). Lineage: Eukaryota; Metazoa; Chordata; Mammalia; Rodentia; Caviidae. Gene Ontology annotation, cellular component: external side of plasma membrane; plasma membrane. The record is from RefSeq and is a predicted model, not a curated record. Gene Ontology annotation, molecular function: tumor necrosis factor receptor activity. The coding region runs from base 1548 to 2228 and encodes 226 amino acids. The transcript has 5 exons. Gene Ontology annotation, biological process: positive regulation of cell adhesion; negative regulation of apoptotic process.